Molecule: messenger RNA, 1283 nt
Organism: Archocentrus centrarchus (flier cichlid)
Lineage: Eukaryota; Metazoa; Chordata; Actinopteri; Cichliformes; Cichlidae
Product: zinc finger protein 420-like
Exons: 3
Coding region: 37-1197 (386 amino acids)
Source: RefSeq, a predicted model, not a curated record
AGCAGAGGAACAUUUUCAGCCUCUACAGAGGAAACAAUGAGUUCAACACAACAGGACCAACAUGGACUGAGAAGUCAGCGCCCUCAGGAGGCUGACAAACCUCUCAGAAGGAAGGGAAAAGAUCAUCAAGUUAUCCACACUGGAGAGAGACCAUACAGCUGUGAUCAGUGUGGCAGAGCUUUUACUAAAAGAAGCCACUUACAGUUUCAUCUAGUUAUCCACUCUGGAAUUAAGGCAUACAGCUGUGACUAUUGUGGAAAAACUUUCAACCACGUAGGGAACAGAAAUAAACACCUACGCAUUCACACUGGACAUGUGUUCUGCUGUGAUCAGUGUGGCAAAAAGUGUGUAACAGACUCACAGUUACAACAGCACAUGGUUACCCACACUGAGGAGAGACUUUAUCAAUGUGACCUGUGUGAUAAGACUUUUAAAGCUCCACAUACCCUGAAAGCACACCAACAGGUUCACAGCAGAAAGAGACUCUACAAGUGCAGUUACUGUGAGAAGCAGAGCCACACAGAUGGAUCCGGUUCUCAGUCCUGUCAUCGCUGUGGUGGUGGGAAAGCGUUUCGCUGUGACCUUUGUGGGAAAACUUUCUGUCAGCAAUGGAGCCUAACACUGCAUCAGCGUAGACACACCGGACACAAACUGAACUACUGCAAAGAAUGUGGGAGAAGCUUCCUCACAGCAAGGGACUUAAAACGCCAUGAACUCAUCCACAGUGGGGUUAAAAAGCACCUCUGUGACCAGUGUGGGUCAUCCUUCACUGCUAAAAGUGACCUUAAAGUACAUAAACGAGUCCACACAGGAGAGAAACCAUACAAGUGCAGAGACUGUGACAAAAGCUUCUCAUGUGCAAGUAAUCGUAACCGUCAUGAAGAUGCACACAUUGAAGGGAACUACAGCUGUGACCAGUGUGACAAGAGCUUCAGGACUCUCAGUUCAUUCUCAUACCACAAACGAUCCCACGCUGCAAAGAAACUGUUUCACUGUUACCAGUGUGCAAAAACAUUCUCUUCAUUAUCUGCUCUGUCCACACAUCAGCGUGAUCAUGCAGGGCUGAAAUCAUUCCCAUCAUUGGACCACAAUGAAUCUGCAGACACACAAAGAUCCUCUUCUGGUUGCAGAGUCAAACUUGAAAACCUUGAGAUCCGGCUCCACAGAAUUCCGAUGGAAUCUCCGGUAAAGAUCUAAUGAGGGAACUCUGAAAGAAAAUGUUAGCCUAGUUAAUUUUUUUUUGCUAGAAAUUAGUAGCAUGCAGUUAUUUGUAUUUUUAGUUU